CCUUCCCUCGCGAUAUUCCGGCAACUGUGGUGUAACCUGGGUGUAACACAUCACAUAUCAGCUAACUAAGCUAAAGCUAGGCUAACUAGCUGCUACAGAGUGACAUGUAGUCAACUUUACACUCAGUCUCAAUAAAGGAGCUUCCUGAGUGAUUGGGACAUGGAGUUAAGAAAUAUCAAGGACCAGUCUCCAUUGGUCCAGGCUAUAUUCAGCCGGAACGCAGAAGAAGUGACAUUUUUGUUGAACCAUAAUGAAGAUGUCAAUUCACUGGACCAAGUACAAAGCACACCCCUUCAUGCUGCUGCUUAUUUGGGUGAUGUCCACACUAUGGACCUACUUAUUACUUCAGGUGCAAAUGUCAACGCUAAGGACCAGUGUUUGCUGACCCCUUUACAUCGAGCAGCUGCCUCUCGAAAUGAAAAAGCUGUGGAGUUGCUACUAAAGCACAGAGCGGAGGUCAACACACAGGACAAGUACUUGCAUACACCUUUACACAUGGCAGCUGCAAAGUGGGCCAUAGGCUGCGCUCAAGCUCUGAUACCACAUGUGUGCGGCCUGGAUGUUGCCGACAGAUCAGGGAGGACACCACUGCAUCAUGCAGCGCACAGCGGCCAUGAAGAGUUGGUGAACUUGCUCCUGAGCAAAGGUGCCAAUGUGAGUGCCAAAGAUAAGAAGGAAAGGCAGGCAAUCCACUGGGCUGCAUACAUUGGCCAUGUGGAGGUUGUGAAGCUGCUGGUGUCUCACGGUGCUGAUGUGAUGUGCAAGGACAAAUGUGGUUACACUCCGCUCCACGCUGCAGCUGCCAGUGGACAGUUAGACGUGGUCAAAUAUCUAUUGAGACUGGUGGUGGAGACUGAUGAACCUAACAUUUUUGGGAACACAGCGCUCCACAUGGCCUGUCACACGGGGCAGGACGCUGUGGCCACUGAGCUGGUGAACUGUGGUGCCAACAUCAAUCAGCCCAACUACAAUGGCAGCACGCCGCUGCAUCUGUCUGCCGCGUCCUCCAGCGGGGUGCUGUGUCUCGAGCUGCUAAUCAACAAUGGUGCUGAUGUCAACGUGCAGAAUAAGGAAGGAAAGAGCCCUCUGCAUAUGGCUUCUAUGCACGGGCGGUUCACGGGCUCCCAGAUUCUGAUCCAAAAUGGCGCGGAGAUUGACUGCGCUGAUAUGUUUGGAAACACGCCUCUUCAUGUUGCUGCCAGAUAUGGUCAAGAGUUGCUGGUCAGCACUCUGCUGACAAACGGUGCUGAUAAGACCAGACAGGGGAUUCAUGGGAUGCUUCCACUGCAUUUGGCGGUGCUCUACGGAUUUCCAGACUGUUGUCGAAAGUUACUGUCCAAUGGCCAUUUUUACAUCAUGCCGUCUCAAGUGCCGUCAACUGGGGAUGAUAUAAACUUCUUAGACGACCACGGAAGGACUUGCCUGCAUGCAGCUGCUUCUGGAGGAAAUGUUGACUGUCUGAACUUGCUGUUAAAUAGUGCUGCUGCUGAACUGGAUGUAAAAGAUCAUUUGGGACGAUCUCCUUUGCACUAUGCUGCAGCUAACGGUAACAGCCAAUGCACCAUCUCCCUGGUGAGAGCCGGCGCGGAGGUCAAUGAGCUGGAUCUGACGGGCUGCAGCCCUCUGCACUAUGCUGCUGCUUCACACACCUUUUGUGGAGAGGAAACAAACUCUGAGCCUGACCACAGUGAGGGAAAGGAACAAGAAGCCUCUCUGUGUUUAGACUUCUUGCUUGACAGUGGGGCGAACCCAACUCUGAAGAACAGUAACGGUUACAGUGCCGUCCACUAUGCAGCAGCUUAUGGGAACAAACAGCAUCUGGAACUGCUCCUGGAGAUUUCGUUCAACUGUCUAGAAGAGGUUGAAAGUAAUAUUCCAGUCAGUCCUUUGCACUUAGCUGCGUAUUAUGGUCACCGUGAGGCACUGCGGUUGCUUUGUGAGACAUUGGUGAGUCUGGAUGUGCGGGACAUUGAAGGCAGAACUGCCCUCCACCUGGCUGCUCAGAGAGGUUUUGCCCCAUGUGUGGAGGUGCUGCUGAAGCAUCAAGCCUCUUACACACUGAAGGAGCACAAGCGCAAGUGGACGGCUCUCCAUGCUGCAGCUGCUGAGGGCCAAAUGGACUGUCUGCUUUUAUUGGUCAACGGGGAACAAAGUGCCGACAUCAUCGACAGUCCAGAUACACAGGGACAGACGGCUCUCAUGCUGGCAGCUUUGGGACGGCACACCGACUGUGUCCACAUCCUGUUGGAGAAAGGAGCAAAGGCUGAUGCUGCAGACAAAAAGGGCUUUACUGCAUUACACAGAGCUGCCAUGUUGGGCAGUGAGGACUGUGUAUCUGCUCUGUUGGAACAUGGGGCCUCUGCUCUGUGUAGAGACUCUCAGGGAAGGACCCCGCUGCACCUUGUAGCGUCCCGCGGCCACACGGAGCUACUUCGAACUUUGCUAAAGGCUGCUAUGAAAGCUGACCCUCUGGACUCCAUAUUGGACUACAGAGGCUACACACCCGCCCACUGGGCUGCCCACCACGGGCGUGAAGGAUGUUUACACAUUUUACUUGAAAACAAUCUUUUUAGCAACCAGGAGGGAAAUCUCUUCACCGCAUUACACUGUGCUCUAGUUAAUGGACAUGAUGUUGCUGCUGGACUUCUAGUGAAGGCUGUUGGCCCUCAAAUUGUUAACGUUAGCGAUGCCAAAGGAAGGACCCCGCUGCAUGCGGCUGCUUAUUCAGGAAAUGUUGCUGGGCUCCAGCUGGUCCUGGCCCAGGGAGCUGAAGUCAAUGCUGUGGAUCAUUGUCGAUGCUCUCCUGUGAUGGUUGCUGCUGCCUGUGGACAGACUAUGGCUGUUGAGUUCUUGCUGCACAAAGCGAAGCCAGACCUGACCCUGGUGGAUGUCAAUAAUAACACUGCCCUUCACUUAGCCUGCAUUAAGGGUCAUGAGAUGUGUGCCCUGUUGAUCCUUGGAGAGAUCAGCGACUCCUCCCUCAUAAAUGCAACAAACAGCGCUCUCCAAAUGCCCCUUCACAUUGCAGCAAGGAAAGGCCUGGCGACUGUAGUACAGGUGUUAUUGAGCAGAGGAGCAGCAGUCAUGGCUGUAGAUGAGGAAGGCCACACGCCGGCUCUGGCCUGUGCCCCAAACAAGAAUGUGGCAGACUGUCUGGCCCUGAUCCUCUCCACCAUGAAGCCUUUCCCACCGAGAGAGGCCGGCGCCAGUACAGCCUCUCACUUCAACCCCAUCCUGAAGAACUGCGGCAUUGCUGCCACCUGUGGGUCCAGCAGUAACUUGUGCCACGCCUAAGUCAAGGUGCCACACAGGUGUUUGAUGGAGUGAAAUGUCAUCCCAGUGUUGCCACGAUACUGGAAUUUUUGACUUUGAUACAAUACUUGAUAUUCAAUACCAUUUUCGAUACCACAGGGAAAAAUUGACACAACAUUGAAGGUAUAAAAUCUUAGAUUUUUAUGAAACCAUCAUGUGCUUUUGCUAAAUUUGUAGUGUUAGCACCUUUUCGUUAGCACUGCUCUGUAGCAUGGCUUGCAUAUGGGGUGCAUAUGAGCUUGUUUGUAUCAUUUGCCUCAAAUGCAAAGUAUUUCAAAACAGCACUCCUGCUGUUUUCUAUGUCAACAAAAACCAGUCGCAGAAGCUGUGCACUUGCCAUCUUUAAUGAGCCAACACCAUAACAAAACCUGCAAGUUAUUAUAUUCAACUGGAGCGAAUGAGACGAGUGGCAAGAUAGACAUCACUGUGAGUGAGAGGAAGUGGGGCUAUGCGGGCACUGCAACGAGUGCGUGUGUGUGUCUGUGCGCAUGUGUGUCUGUGCGUGUCUGCGUGUCAACUUGCUGUUGGAGAGAGUAUAUCUAUAUCGGUAGUGCGGAAAAUGAGCGUUGAAACCGUUUCAAAUAUUCAGAAUAAAUUAUGUAUCAAAAAACCCAUCUAUCCCGGUCGAGUCCAAAGUCUCCACGCAUAACCACGCGCACACAUAAGUUUCCAGAAACAUGUAUGGUCAUGACAUUUAUACUUGUGUCAUAUGCAGCUGCAUGCACACUAUGCUCAUGCACCAGUAGCGUUGAUUGCUUCUCUAAAGUCUAGUCUUACACAUUAGUAAUAUUAGCAGACCUCUUAGAUGAUCUUCUCUGUCACAUGAGUGGAGUUUAGCACACAUAUAGUUAUUUUAAUGAAGUACUAACCAUUAGAAAUGAGAAGAAGUUUUAAAAUGUGCACGCUACACAAGCCUCUUCACUUGAACCCCGUCAGCUGUCAGUAUUGGCUUAAUUUCUCGUUAACCACCAAAGCCUGAAAUCUCCAUGUUUGUCUUCAGCUGAUACAAGUGCAAGAAAACUCUGAUGAAUGUGUGUUUGUUUUGUGUCUGCAAGCGCUGUUUUGCAUAUUAGACAUUGCUUCUUAAUAUACUUGUUUUAAAAUAUCUAACAGGUGCUUUAAACCUUUUAUGCAAUUAAUAAGACUCUAUUUUUCUAUCCUGUCCAGAGUGUAGCAGACUGUACACUGAUAUAAAUAACCUUAUUAUUCUAAUAUUAUCAUGAUUUACAUAAAUUACAUUUCAGUUUAGUAAGGUCACAAGCAUGUGUAUAGUAGUAAUAUAGUUUACCGAGUCUAGUGUAUAUAUAGUUCUUACAAUGAAGUUAACCUUAUACUUGUAUUAUCUUGAAAAUCCAAAAUUAUUGAGAAUUAACCUCAGGUCACUACGUACUGUACUGUGGGUGCAAUAAAAAGCACAUUUUGAGCUUGAUGUUGUGUUACAAAUGUAUGACAGAAGUUGCAUAUUUCAGUUAAAUAAGCCAGAGAAUAAAACAAACAAAUGAAAGGUCAAAGAAAGAAAGAAAUGUGCAUUGAUAUGAACAGUUUUAAGGCACAGGGAAAAAAUCUCAGUCUCUGAACGUUAAGCGUAAAAGUCUUUUGCAAAUUUGUAAUUAACUAUGUCUGCAAUUUAAGAUGCAUUUAAUUUUAGAUUUUUUUUUUCCAAGUUCCAAGAGCCGAAGGUGACGUUUUUAAAUUGCUUGUUUUCCAGCAGCCUCAAACCCAAAGAUAUUUAAUUUACACUAUCAGACAAAGAAAAGCAGAAAAUCCCUCACGUUUAAGAAGCUGGACCCAGAAAAUGUCUGGCAUUUUUGCUUGAUGAAUUAGUAAGAUAUUAAUUAUCAAAUGGUCAAUUCAUUUUCAGUUGAUCAACCCAUCAAUUUGUUUUUUUUUGUUGCUACAAUGUUGUACGUGCGCUUUGAAAUGUAAUGUAGGAACCUGCUCACAUCAAUUGCCACUAACAAUCUGUUAAAUACUAGAAACUGAAAUCAUUGUGUGUCAAUGAUGUUGAUCAAAUAUUUCACAUAAUUACGAUCAAGAGAAGAAAAACUGGCAACGCCCACAGAAUAAAGUUUUUUUUUAGUCAUUGUUUUUCACUUGUUAAAUAAAUAAGCACAAUGGCACGAAGACUGCCUCUUUCUCUUUAAAGAUAACACUUGGGGCAGUGGUGGCCUAAAGGUUAGAGAGGCGAGCUUUCCCCACCCAGAUUUAUUCGUCUCAAUCUCCUGGACCAGCAGAAUAAAUCUGGGUGGGAAAAGUAACCCUCCCUCAUUACCACCACUGAGGUGCCCUUGAGCAAGGCCCUUAACCACAACUGCUCCAGUGUAGCUGCUCAGUGGCCAGCCCCAGAUCAGAUUGGUUGUACUGGACAGCUUCCAGGUGUGAAUGUGUAACUGAGUAAAUGUGAUCUCGGUUAAACUACCCCAUUUUUAUUUUUUAUAAAUGGAGGUUUGCAUUACAAGUUUAUCUUUUUAUAAUUUGAAAGCUGUUUACAGACUUUGAUAUGUUUCCCCCUUUUGCUAAUUGAUUUCAUUUUAAUAAUACCUGCUGUGUUAAAAUGGCUUUAAACUAUUUGCACUCUGACAUGACAGUUUACAUUUAACAGUAUGGUGUCCUUAGGUUUAUGCAAAUAUAUCAAAUUUGAAGGUGCAUUUUACAACUUGUUACAAAACAAAGUUACAAUAAACAUUAGAAACCAGUUCAGUUUAAGCUUGUCCUUCCUUGUUUCAUUUGGAUGAAAUUACUGGGAGUAAAUGGUUUGACAAUUCUAAACACAAGUUGCAGUGAAAUGUUUUGAAUAAAUGCUUACAGCUUUUCAUGUGAACAAACUGUGUCCUCUGUAUUUUUUACUGAGAUUUCAGGGUUUAACUCCCAACUUGAAUGCUCUGUGUGAUCUAGUUGUGGAUGUUAUUCAUAUGAGACAAAACAAAUAAAUCACUACUAUGAGAAGGG
Molecule: messenger RNA, 6261 nt
Organism: Sander lucioperca (pikeperch)
Lineage: Eukaryota; Metazoa; Chordata; Actinopteri; Perciformes; Percidae
Gene: ankrd52b
Product: ankyrin repeat domain 52b
Exons: 29
Coding region: 160-3294 (1044 amino acids)
Molecular function (GO): protein binding
Source: RefSeq, a predicted model, not a curated record